This is a messenger RNA of Mytilus californianus (California mussel), 2870 nucleotides long. Its product is annotated as CDP-diacylglycerol--glycerol-3-phosphate 3-phosphatidyltransferase, mitochondrial-like. Gene Ontology annotation, cellular component: mitochondrion. The transcript has 9 exons. The coding region runs from base 37 to 1677 and encodes 546 amino acids. Gene Ontology annotation, molecular function: CDP-diacylglycerol-glycerol-3-phosphate 3-phosphatidyltransferase activity. The record is from RefSeq and is a predicted model, not a curated record. Gene Ontology annotation, biological process: cardiolipin biosynthetic process. NCBI's taxonomy places the organism in Eukaryota, Metazoa, Mollusca, Bivalvia, Mytilida, Mytilidae.
UACAUCAUGUGCUACAUUUGAGCAGACAGUUCAGGCAUGGUUUUACAAAGAAUCUAUCGCUUUGGUCAGCGCUUUGUUGGAUUUAUGGGAGUUUUCACAGGUGUCAGAUUAGUAUCAAGUCACAAGUCAAAGAAGGAAUUCAUCAGAAGUAAAGACUUGUCAUCUAAGGGUUCUGUAUCGGCACCUCAUGCUUUCUCAUGGCUGGGAGAUAUAGCACCAUGUUUUGGUAUAAAUGGUAACAAUGUUCAGAUCAUUGAUGAACCAAAACAUUUUCAUGAGGUCUUAAAGUCCAAUGCUAGAAAAGCCACACAAAGGAUUGUAUUUACGUCUCUGUACUUAGGAACAGGUCAACUAGAACAAGAACUAGUAGAUGCAAUUAGAGAAGCAUGCCACACAGCAAAAACAAAAGGCAACAAUAACUUAGAAGUACAUAUCUUGCUCGACUACAAUCGUGGAUCUCGUGGAGUAGAGAAAAGUUCUCGGACUAUGUUGACACCAUUGUUAAAAGAGUAUAAAGAUAUAAUCUCAGUCCAUCUAUAUCAUACCCCUGAUUUGAGAGGGAUAUGGAAGAGGCUGCUGACAGGAAGAAUGAGUGAAGUCAUAGGACUAAAUCAUAUGAAGAUUUAUUUGUUUGAUGACAGUUUUGUUAUCAGUGGUGCUAAUCUGAGUAAUGAUUACUUUACAAACAGACAAGACAGAUAUGUCCUGUUUAAUAACUGUUCAGAGUUGUCUAACUUCUUUACAGACUUAGUGAAAACAGUUGGCUCUUUUUCCUUCCAACUAAAGGAAGAUAACUCUGUUGAACUUCAUUCUCAGUGCAAUAUUCAUCCAUUUGAAGGUUCAGAUUAUGAAUUCAAAAUGGAAGCCAAGAAAAGAAUUCUUAACCUUUUGAAGAAAAGAACUGACAAUGAAAGUGUUCAAAUACCAGAGAUAUUAAAUCAAGACAGUUUAGGAAAUUCAAAAUCUUUUGACCAAUCAAAUGUGACCAUAAAUAUUGAUGAUCAUGUGACAGAAAGUGAUUCAAAUUCAGAUCAAAAUAAAAUAGAUACUUGGAUUUACCCAUUGAUUCAAAUGGGACCAUUCGGUAUUGUAGACGAUGAAGUGGCUAUGAAAUCUAUUUUUAGAACUGCUGAAAAAGGAGAGGAGAUAUUUUUAGCAUCUGGUUAUUUCAAUUUAACGGAUCAUUAUCUACAAGUCAUUUUACAACAAUCACAAUCAAAAUAUGAUAUACUCAUGGCAUCACCUGAGGUAAAUGGAUUUUUUGGUGCCAAAGGUUUUGUUGGUGCUGUUCCAGCAGCUUACAUAUAUAUAGCUAAGAGAUUUUACAGACUUACGGGUAAAUACGAACAACAUGACAGGAUCAAAUUACGAGAAUACUUCCGAAAUAAAUGGACAUUUCAUGUGAAAGGAUUAUGGUAUUACCUAAAGAAAGAUUCACAGCCCUCAAUGUCUAUAGUUGGAUCUGCUAAUUUUGGGUAUAGAUCUGUAUACAGAGACUUGGAAUGUCAGUGUGCAAUAGUGACUAAUAACAAUCAACUACAGCAACAGUUAAAGGAGGAACAUAUCAGACUUUAUCAGAGUUCAACUCUUGUUUCCAGAGAGACAUUCUUACAGAAUGAUAGACAUGUGCCAUUAUGGAUCAGAAUAGUGACACCUCUGAUUAGACAUUUCUUUUGAGGGCCUCUGGAUACGGUUAGAAAAGUGAUGCCACUCAUCAGACAUUUCUUUUGAAUUCCUUUAGAUACUACAAAAGAGUAUAAUCACAUUUGAUACCUGGUUAAUACCAUUUAUAUAACUGCUGUAAUUACCCUUGUGUGUAAUUUGGCAACAGGUUACCAUUCACAGUAUAUCCAAGGAAAAAUUGAUGAAGGAUGGAAGCUAAAAUAGUUGUUCUUUAAUUCUUUUAUAGGAAUUAAAUUGCAUUGAAAUGUAAAUGCUGAUCAAACAUAUUCUGUGAACUGAUACAGAUUUUAAAGCAGUAUUAUGACAUUUGUUACCUCCCGUUUAUAAGACUGUUGUAGUUGCUAUUGUGAUCAAAAUUGGAUUAUAGUUAAACGCUGCUCAAACAUAUUUUUUGAACUGCUGAUGAUUUUAAAGCAGUAUUAUGACAUUUGUUACCUCCCCUUUAUAAGGCUGAUGUAGUCGCUAUUGUUAUUCAGAUGUGGACAUAUCUUUUAAUAGGUUACUAUGCCAAUAAUUGCCAAGGGACAGUUUACUGAAGGCUGGCAGUGAAAAUAGAUAAAAUGUUCAAUAGAGAUAUAAUUGGAUUGAAACCUCAAUAAGAAGAGUACCUCAAAAUAUAUUAUAUGAAUACAAUGAAAAUAUAAAUUUUUUUAAUAUAAACAUAGAAUUAUACAUCAAAUGAUAAAUAUCCACAGUAAAACAUGUUAUCCCAAACUUUAUACAAACAAAGGGAUUUUGUUUCAGGACCUCAAAUUGUGCUGCUAUGACACAGAAACACCAUAAGGUGACAAAUGAUUAAGAAUUUAAAAUGUUUCGAUGUUUUUGGAUUGCCCCCUGAAAGUGUAUGUAUAUCAAAAACAACUGUUUGUGUAAUGUAACAUUUAAAUAUAUUCCAAUCAGAUUAAUGGUGAGAUUUACAGAUAUUUCAAAGGAAGACACCAAAAAUUCAAUGGCUCCUAAAUCCUAUGAUGUCCUGUGUCAAAUUGGUACAAUAAGGGAUUCUGUUUUUAUGAACAAACAAUACCUGUGAUGCAGAUGCAAAUCAGAUACUUUAUUUAAAUCAUAAUGUAUUCACCUGCUGGUCAGAUCAUUUGUACCAGAAGUUAUUGGCAACUGAUUUUACUGACAAUACUUCACUCAGAUAGAUUUUACAAUAUUGGGUAUUUUUUAUUAAAAUUUCUGAAAAA